Messenger RNA from Caenorhabditis auriculariae, 2801 nucleotides. The record is from the annotation of a GenBank genome assembly. NCBI's taxonomy places the organism in Eukaryota, Metazoa, Nematoda, Chromadorea, Rhabditida, Rhabditidae.
AUGGAAACGUACGUCGCCGAAAUCGGUGAGAUCGUACGGGCGCAGAGACGCGACGAGGAGGUCAUCGACGACCUCAGUUCUCGUAUUUCCAAGGUUUUAUCAGAGUAGUCCACUUUUCGAUAAAAAGUCUUGAUAAUUCUGAUGGAGAACAAUGUUUGAUUUUUUUUAGGUGUUCAGGGAAGUUUAAAAGUACCUAGUGAAUAAAACAUUUUGAAGUUAUAGCUAGAGCCAACGAAAAUUCCUAGCAAGAAACUUUUUUCAGCACUUGAGAACACUUUACAUGAAAUUUAUUUUUGUAGCCGUUAUUUUGGUUCCUCUGUUCUGAGGCCGUAUAGAAUGAAGUGAAAAAUUAUUUCCACCAUUUUCAUGAAAAUCGCUAUUAAUUAACUUCAAAUUUUUUUUUAUGAAGUUGUUAAUUAAGAUUCAGAUAGGAGAAAACGAAUUUCAGUGUAAAAAAGACUAGUUGAGGUCAAUUUCGAGCUUCACAAAAAUAGCUGAAAGUUUUCCAAUUUGUUGAAUAUGUGCCUCCGAGUUAAAAAAAAAAGUGCAAAAUUCAUGAUUUCUAGGUAGUGAAAGAUCUGCUGGGACAGCGACGUUGGAUCCGUUGGUUUCCAUAUUUUCGGAACUUCGCCUCCACCGCAUAUUACGCCAACACCGUUCUAGCCUGUUUGACCACUUCUGGAUCUUCAUUUUACAUCAUUUUUUCCUUUUUAGGUAAUCAGACGCUCGGUGAAGAGUACGUGAAGCUGUUCGAAAGCGAAGGACUUAACCGGGUGGUUCCUUCUCUCCCUGCCCGGUUCACAUUUGUUCUCAUUCAUUGUCUGGCGCCAGUUCUGUCGAAUUAUCUCAUCCAGGUUUUUUCUUUUGAUUUUCUACAAGUCAUCACCUUUAAUGGACUGUUAAUUGAAUCUCAUAGCCAACUGGAGUUUUGCUUCUGUAUUUCGACUUCAAAGAAAAGCCUUUUCAAGCAAAAAAAUUUUUUUUCAAAGUUCAAAAGUUCUGGAUCACCGUGAGAUUGUGGAAAUGGAACCAUAUGAAAUUUCGAAACUGGCCUUUUUUACUCUUUAUUUUAUAAAAAAAGAUCCCUAUUUCUCUAGCUUCGAGUAAUUCCAGCCUUUCGCAGAUUUUCUUAAGACGUGCCGUAAAAAAACAUGGUUCUCCCACCCCCUCUCCUCUUAUAUAUAUACUUAACUCUCUGACAGCUUUUUAAAUCUCGCGAAAUCACCUUAAACAAAGGCACGAGCAAAGUCAGUUUUUAAUCUGCGCCGUUUCAGAAAGGAGAAAACCUCCUCGCCCACCCUUCCACAGACACUUUCCUUGGACUGCCAAUUCGCAACAAUCCCAAAGCUCGUCGAUCACUUUUUGAACUACUUUCUUGGCUUCGGUGAGCUUCGAUUGCGAUUUCAAGGAAUAUCCACUGCAGAGGCACGGCUUUUCCUCAAAUUCAAACGACUCCAUCUCGCCAUCUUCUACAUCUACGGCGCCUAUUACAGUCUCGCGCGACGUUGGACUGGAAUCCGUUUUUUGUCGGUCAACCCGCAGACGGACUUGCCGGUUCAACCGAUUUUUUUUUUUGCUUGGUAAAAGUUUUUUCUCAGGCUCUGAAGCUCUACCGAUUCCUGGGUUACGUCACCAUCGCUCAGCUUAUCGUUAGCUGUUUGAUCGGCGUUUUUUCGUUUAUUGAAGAGGAGAGGAAACGAGACUUCAAGAAGAAGGAGACGAAAAAGCCGGUGGCGCAAGAAGAAGACGUCGUUGAAGAGUUAAACUCGGUAUCAAUUUCUAAUUUUUUUUUUUUUGAAAAUCUGUUUGAUGUACUUUUGAAGACGUUUUUCGCGUCGUUGUGCAAUCUAAUGCGGUAUAAUAUCAGUUUUUGAAACUGAUUUGAUGUGUUUCAAGAUCGGUUUUUCUUUCCUUUUCCAAAUUUUCAAAAAGCUUAGGGGGAGAGCAUCUUUUAAAAAUUCAGAAAUUUUCUUUUAGUGAGCUCAUUAGGCAAUAUUUGAAGGGUUCUAAAAAAAUCGGAAUUGAGAGGAAAGAUCCUGUUCAAGUGGAAAAAAACAAAAAAAUAAUGUAUAUUUCUUCGUAACUAUAUAGAUAUAUUUUUACAUCUUCGCUCAUUUUUUUAUUCAAGGUCCAAGCUCUUUUUUUGGUUUGAAAAGAAUCGAUAAAGAUGAGUUCUGUAAGAUCAAUCAAUCAAUCGAUAAAUAUUUUAUUUUUGUUCAGUCUUCGAUGUGAUUGACUAUUCACAUCAGAAAGGAGAAAAAAUAAUUGAAAUUUAGGUGAGUCAUCCUUGGUUCCGCUGCUCAGUUUGCCUGGAACAACGGGAUCCGUCAGCCUUGUUUUGCGGUCAUUUGUUCUGCUGGACUUGCAUUCAAGUUUAUACUUUUUAUAUUUUACUUUUUUUUAAUUCAUCAUUAAUAUCCUUUCAAAAAAGCAUGUCUUCUUCCAAACCCGUACUCAUGUGAAUUCAAAGCGAACCCAAAGUUUCGAUUUUCAAAGAUAAGCUAAGAUAUUUGGACUUUAGAGAGUCCCUUCCAUCACACACCUCGAGGAAUGUUUAAAAAAACAAUUUUUUUGUUGAUAUCUUUUGAGUAUCGACAAGAAAAACUAGAUUUAGUCGUCCACAAAUCCCUCUGAAAAAAAGGAGAAUAUUAUCUAUUUCGUCACUUUUUUUAUUGAAAAAAAUAAAUUUAUAAAUUUUCAUCUUGAAGGAGCACGCUCUUCCCGCAGAAGGUCCUUCUCGCUGUCCACAGUGCCGAUUGGCCUUUGAACCCAGAGACGUCACGCCCCUUCUCAAUCUUUAA